Molecule: messenger RNA, 2691 nt
Organism: Gamsiella multidivaricata
Lineage: Eukaryota; Fungi; Mortierellomycota; Mortierellomycetes; Mortierellales; Mortierellaceae
Product: Rgp1-domain-containing protein
Exons: 7
Coding region: 1-2691 (896 amino acids)
Biological process (GO): retrograde transport, endosome to Golgi
Cellular component (GO): Golgi membrane; Ric1-Rgp1 guanyl-nucleotide exchange factor complex
Source: RefSeq, a predicted model, not a curated record
AUGCCCAUCUCGGUCAGGGCUACGUUUGCGCAGGAGGGCGUCUUCUUCGCGGGCGAGAAACUCAACUGCACCAUCAUCUUCACCAACGACUCGACCUCACCUGCCUCUGGCUCAACCAAUGGCCAGCACCACCAAGGCUCUGCUUUGCCACCAAGACCCUCGCUCUCGUUCCAACGCAAACCACAACUGCAUCAGGACCAACAGCAGUCGCAUCAUAACGACAGUAACGGCCAAGGCAACGGACAACAUGCUCAACCUCCAUCAUCCAGAUCAUCCAGCGCGCAGGCCAUAGCUGAAGCGAAUCGCGACAGGCCACCGAACUCACCGCCGAUCUCAUCCUUGGCAGUUUCACCCCAAAACCUACACUCUACUUCGCCUCCCAGACUGGACACCAAGGGCCAAGGUCGACCGACAACCACUCAGGCAGGCGCUGACUCUUCCCAAGAGCACGGCAGCAAAGUUCGUCCCCGGUCAGAUAUGCCCCAGCAGCGUCCUGUCACCACUACAAGCAGAGCCCUUAGUCAGACACGGGUAUCGUCAGACAUUAGUCACAUCGAUGUUAAUUUGCGCGGACAGCCGGGAUCGAGCAACAAGGACAGCCAGUUAACUAAGGAUCGCGAGCAGGAGGAGCAGGAGGAGCAGGAGCAAACAAUCGCCGCGCCGCAUCACAGUGAAGCCAGCAGCCCCAUACAUUUUCCAGACUCUCCAAUACCUCGACAGCAACAAUUGAUGCAGGAGCAGCAACAACAGGAUGAGUUGCAGCAGACGGCAUCUUCCCCUGGUCUCUUGGGCUUGGCCAGCUAUGUAUAUCGCUCAGCCUCGUUUUCAUCGCUGGCAUCCGCGUUCGGUCUUUCAGGUGGAGAGUCGGAGCCAAUACAAACAUAUGACGAGAAAAAGCUGCCACCAUUACCUCCGCCUGGAUCUGAGAACACUGAGAGGGAACAAUUACUAACAACACUAUCUUCAGUGCAGAUCAUGUCGCCAGAAAACGAGGAAGAAAAGUCGACAAGAGAGUCUCUACAGGGCAACAGCGAUCUGGAAAACGGGAAAUCGACUCAGCCAAAUGUCGACCCGGAUCAAUUGGCGCGGUUCGGGACACCAGUAGGUCUUGGCUUGGGUGUGCACGGCGGCCAUUCUAGGACUGCGACAGACGGAAGUAUGACUGGAUUGAACGAGCGCAUGAUCGAACUGCAGGUCACCGACAAUGCCGAUACUCAGUCCAUGGUGGAUGACGGUGAAUAUCAGACGCCUCGACCAUCCAUGGACUACUCUACACGGUCAUCCAUGCAGAGUGUCCGCGGACCUUUCCAGCCCCAGUUCUUUGAAUCGCGAACGCGCAGGUCAUCACUCAUGUCCACCCAUUCGAUCUACUCCAGUUCAAGAAGCUUUUCUGCUCAAGGAUCAAAGAAGGAAGCAUUGCUGUGGGGCUCUGUACAGGUGGUUGGCCAGUUCAUGGUCGAUGGUUCGUUUAUUCGGCAGCAAGGAUUCGAAUCACUAAAAACAAAGACCAUGUAUCGACCCACGGGAAGUUCAGGGGGAGGCGCCAUCGGCGGUGGAACCUUGGGAACAGUCAACUCAUCUGACUGGAGGGAUCGAGCAAAUGCAAACCGACUGUUUCCUGUAUUUUCAACGCCCCCAUCAAUUCUUUUUGUCGACUUACAGCUUGCUCCCGGUGAAUCGACCUCAUAUUCCUACCAGAUCGAGCUCCCGGCAGACUUGCCACCGUCACACCGCGGCAAGACGAUCAGAUUCGCCUACAACCUAGUACUUGGAGUUCAGCGUGGAAGUGUCCAUACCCCAGCCAAAAGUGUCCAGCUACCCUUUCGGCUCUACAACAACAUUUCGGAGCUGGGCACUAGGCCUGUAUAUGACUUAAUGAGCCCUGUUAUCUUGCACAAGGACACUGCGAUCUCAAACGUUGUAGGCGAGGGACGAGCACCUGAGAAACCUCUUGAGAAUUCAAAAACCGCACGGAAGCAGUUUGAGGACUAUGUGGACGAGCUUUUAAGGAACAUUAAGCCGAGCGGCGAGGAACUUGGUCCGGCGCAAGCGCGUGAGCUGACUCGUCGCGAGAGCGACGCAUACAAGGACGAAGAAGCUGUACUUUCACAUACAUGUCUGGAAAAAGUCGCAUUGCUUUCUAGAUCGACCAGUGCAGCGAGUUACGAUAUUUGUAAGAACAACGUUCCAGUGGCCAAGCUUUCGUUGAUCAAGACAAGGUUCAAACUGGGAGAGAAUGUUUACGGGAUUAUAUCGUUUGCCACGCGCGAGAUCCCUACGUAUCAAAUAUCGGUGACACUGGAGACCGUGGAGGCGAUUGAACCCAGCUAUGCAUGCCGUAGCGCAGCUCAGACAGUCAAGUUAACAAAACGCGUCCAUGCAGAGCUGCACGAGUCUUGUAUUGACACCAUGCGUACGUCUUUUUCGCUCUGCAUCCCACCCACUGCUACGCCUGAGUUCAAGACAUCGACGCUGACGCUGAAAUGGUACAUUCGCGUCGAGUUCAUCACAGGCCCAGCAAACCAGCCCCGAUUCAAGAUGACGAGUGUUGAUGAGAGACGGUCCCAGUACCAGGCAGUUGAGUCCCUGUUGACGGAAAGUUUUGAUUGCUCAGUUCCGAUCCAGGUCUACCCUACCUCGUACGAAACUGGAGCACUCUUCCCUCCUUCUGUAGCAUUCAGUCUUGUGUAG